AUGUGCGAUGCACAUGCAGGGUCACAGGUGAACCUCGAUGACAACGGUGAUGAAUUUAAGUCUAACUGUUCAUUGGCGGCACAGACUGAAGUUGAGCCGACUGUGGAUGCCGCCCAAUGUGAGAUACCUCUGGAUCGUCUGAAAGGCAUGUCGCCACAACAACAGAUCUCGCUGCUGCAAGAAUGCCUCAGUGAUUACCGGUGGCAACUGGAGAACGAGAACAUCAUCCUCACCAAGUUGAAUGA
This is a messenger RNA of Sphaeroforma arctica JP610, 245 nucleotides long. The record is from the annotation of a RefSeq genome assembly. NCBI's taxonomy places the organism in Eukaryota, Ichthyosporea, Ichthyophonida.